This is a messenger RNA of Chanos chanos (milkfish), 1849 nucleotides long. RefSeq names its product zinc finger protein 384 b (gene znf384b). The transcript is spliced from 11 exons. The coding region runs from base 126 to 1805 and encodes 559 amino acids. NCBI's taxonomy places the organism in Eukaryota, Metazoa, Chordata, Actinopteri, Gonorynchiformes, Chanidae. Gene Ontology annotation, molecular function: RNA polymerase II cis-regulatory region sequence-specific DNA binding; DNA-binding transcription factor activity. Gene Ontology annotation, biological process: regulation of transcription by RNA polymerase II. The record is from RefSeq and is a predicted model, not a curated record.
AGAAAAAUCGAAAGGAGAAAAAAACUGGUUGUAUUUGUUCCUUUAGGUGGGUUUGGACCGACUUUUCCAACUCUUCCCGACCCGAGGAUAACACGGGGAAGGGUUCAAAAGUCUUCAGCACCGGAAUGAUGGAAGAUUCCCAUUUUAACCCCUCCUACUUCUGGUCUCCAGUGCCCGGACAGAUUGAGAACGCAAUGUUUCUGAACAAGAUGAAAGAACACUUGGGGGGGCAGGAGAAAGGCCCCGCCUUCCCCCAUGGCUCCGCCCACUAUCCUACUGCAGUGCUAGCCGUGCCCGGUGCUGUCGCCAUGGAUACGGCGGCCGGGGGUCGGGCUCCCAAACAGGAAGGGUCUGGAGCGGGAAGUGGGGGCCACACCCACCCACCUCAUACCACCCAGAACAUUACUGUCUUACCUGUUCCCUCUACAGGCAUCAUGACUGCAGCGGGGUUGGUGAUCACUACACCCCAGGGCACACUGGUGUCUCCUGUCUCCUCCGCUCAGUCGUUUCCACCAGGUCACCCGACCAUGAUCCUCCACACAGCAAACACAGAGAAAAAAGAGGACGUGGGCGGUCCUCCGCCGGUUGUCAUACCAACCGUGUCGAAGCGAGGACGGAAGAAGAAGUCCAUGCUCCAGCAGGUGGGCCCGCCCACAGGAAGUCACGCCCUGGCCACAGGAAGUGACGCGCUGAUCCUGGCUCACCUGGCAGCAGGGGCUCAGCACCAUCCGAGUGACCCAUAUGACCUGUCGAACGGCGACCAGGAGCAUGUGGUUAAAGAAGGCGGGAAAACCUACAGGUGUCGGAUGUGUAGUAUGACGUUUUGCAGUAAGUCGGCGAUGCAGAUCCACUCUAAGUCUCACACGGAGGUGAAGCCGCACAAGUGCCCUCACUGCUCCAAAACCUUCGCCAACGUCAGCUACCUCAACCAGCACACACGCAUACACACAGGGGCCAAGCCCUACUGCUGCACCUACUGCCACAAGGCUUUCAGACAACUCAGUCACCUGCAGCAGCACGCACGGAAUCACACAGAGUCGAAGCCUCAUAAGUGUCCCCACUGCACCAAGUCCUUUGCCAACACCAGUUACCUGGCCCAGCACAUCCGCAUUCACACGGGAGUCAAACCCUACACCUGCUCCUACUGCCACAAGGCCUUCAGACAGCUCAGUCACCUCCAGCAACACCACAGGAUCCAUACUGGAGACAGGCCCUAUAAGUGUCUCCAUCCCGGAUGUGAGAAAGCUUUCACGCAACUCUCUAACCUUCAGUCUCACCGCCGACAGCAUAAUAAGGAUAAGCCAUAUAAGUGUCACAACUGUAACCGUGGUUACACGGACGCUGCGAGCCUGGAGGUUCAUCUGACCAAACACACCGUUAAACACGCCAAACUCUACUCCUGCAGUCUCUGUAACCGCAACUACACCUCGGAGACCUAUCUGUUGAAACACAUGCGGAAACACAACCCUGAUCCUCUCACCGCGGCAGCGGCAGCGGCUGUGGCCUCAGCCCAGCAGAACCAGGCCGCCCAGUCUCAGCAGAGCCCCGGCCGGGCGGGCGGGGCCCGGGGCGAGAGGAGCGACGGCGGGAGGGGUCAGGGGGGCGCGGGUCAGGCCCAAGGUCACCACGGUUACGGCCCGGCGGACGGCGUGCCCUGCGCCUUCGACCUGCAUCAGUACAAGACGGUUGCCGCGGGAGACAUCCAGUACAAGCCGGUCGCCGUCGGCGACCUGUCGGCCGCUCACAAAGACCUCUGUCUCACCGUGGCCAACUCCGCCCUGCAGGUGGAGCACCUCAACUCCUGAACUGUUCCCCGACUGAGGAGGAGGUGCGGCCGAGGCCCGGGGAA